Messenger RNA from Daldinia childiae, 1314 nucleotides. Its product is annotated as Flavohemoprotein. The transcript has a single exon. Gene Ontology annotation, biological process: cellular response to nitrosative stress; nitric oxide catabolic process. NCBI's taxonomy places the organism in Eukaryota, Fungi, Ascomycota, Sordariomycetes, Xylariales, Hypoxylaceae. Gene Ontology annotation, cellular component: intracellular anatomical structure. Bases 1 to 1314 code for a protein of 437 amino acids. The record is from RefSeq and is a predicted model, not a curated record. Gene Ontology annotation, molecular function: heme binding; nitric oxide dioxygenase [NAD(P)H] activity; oxygen binding.
AUGGCUCUCAAUUAUAAAGAAUCAAGAUUAGUCAAGGAUACACUACCAUCCCUACGCCAACAUGGUGAACAUAUUGCGACUGUCUUCUAUAAGACGAUGUUACGCGACCAUCCCGAACUCCAUAAUUACUUCAACACGGUGAAUAUGCACACAGGAAAGCAGCCGCGCGCCCUGACGACACUUAUUCUAGCAUUCGCUUCCAACAUUGUCAACAUUAGCGAGUUAACACCGAAGCUAGAACGUGUGGCCCAAAAGCACGCCUCGCUGAACAUCCAGCCCGAGCAAUACGAGAUUGUCGGCAAGUAUCUACUGCGAGCGUUUUCAGCCGUCCUCGGCCCUGCCAUGACCCCUGAUGUGAAGCUGGCAUGGACGAAAGCUUACUGGGUCAUGGCGAAGAUGCUAACGGGCCGAGAAGCUCACAUCUACCGCGAGUUUGAGGACUGGCAGGGCUGGCGGAAGUUUAUGAUCUUCAACAAGAAGAACGAGACCGUAGAGGGAAACAUCGUCUCCUUCAUUUUGAAACCAGUCGAUGGAAAGCCCUUACCGGCAUUCAUGCCGGGCCAGUACGUCACCUUGAGGAUCACAGUCCCGGGCAUGAAGUUUGCUCAGCUCAGGCAGUAUUCGCUGAGCGAUGCGCCUAGCCACGACCACUAUCGGAUUACCGUCAAGCGAGACCAGGGGUCAAAUUGGGAUUACGCCAAACCUGAUGACAUUAUGACGAUUUCCUCGGCUGCCAGCAGCGCGUCGGAUAGCAGUAUUGGAAGCGUGCAACCAUGCAGACCUGGUGUCGUCUCCAACUCGCUCAUUGACGAGUUCCACGAAGGAGACACCAUUGAGUUGACGCACCCGUCGGGUUCUUUCUCCCUUAACACGAAAGUGGACACCUCGAUGCCGCUUGUCCUCAUCUCCGCCGGAGUCUGCGUAGCGCCGCUGCUGUCGAUGCUGAACGCUGUUGUAGAACAGCGAAUCAACAGGCCGGUAUCCUGGAUCCAGGCGUCGCGACACGACGCCCCUUUCCAAGCACAUGUCGAAAACAUGGCUAAGAGGCAUCCGAAUAUGAGGACCAAGUUCUUCAAGUCGAGGCUGUCGGAUAGCGAUGUGCUGUCGUAUACUUCGACCUUCGAUAACGACUUCCUCUCCCUCACGGCCGAGGACUUGUAUCUAAGAAAUGGCUCGGCCGAGUACUACAUAUGCGGCCCCGAGAAAUUCAUGAUGCAGGCGUCUGAGCACUUACACAAGUAUGGUGUGAAACCAGAAAUGGUGCAGUUCGAGAUCUUCUCAGUAGGAACUUUUGAGAUGAGAAUGGAGGACUGA